This is a messenger RNA of Hemibagrus wyckioides, 895 nucleotides long. RefSeq names its product CDGSH iron sulfur domain 2 (gene cisd2). The record is from RefSeq and is a predicted model, not a curated record. The coding region runs from base 87 to 494 and encodes 135 amino acids. Gene Ontology annotation, molecular function: 2 iron, 2 sulfur cluster binding. The transcript is spliced from 3 exons. Gene Ontology annotation, cellular component: intracellular membrane-bounded organelle; mitochondrial outer membrane. Lineage: Eukaryota; Metazoa; Chordata; Actinopteri; Siluriformes; Bagridae. Gene Ontology annotation, biological process: regulation of autophagy; autophagy of mitochondrion.
CUGACGUCAUGACGUAGAAAGUGACAGGAAGCGUCUCGCUGUUAGGUGUGAAUUUAAAAGUGGACACGCAAAGAAAGUCCUUCAAGAUGGUUUUAGAGACGAUUUCCAAAAUUAUUAAAGUGCAGCUUCCGGCAUAUCUGAAGAAGUUACCGCUGCCGGACACCAUCGGAGGAUUCGCGAGACUCACAGUGUCAGAGUGGCUCCGCCUCCUCCCCCUGCUCGGGAUACUGGCUCUGCUGGGUUACCUGACCAUCAGGCCUUUCUUGCCCAAGAAGAAGAAACAGAGAGACUGCCUCAUCAACCUGAAGAUCCAGAAGGAGAACCCGAAAGUGGUGAAUGAGAUCGAUAUCGAAGACCUGAGGAGCACCAACGUCUGCUACUGCCGCUGCUGGAGAUCCAAAACGUUUCCUGUUUGCGAUAAAUCACACAUAAAGCACAACGAGCUGACGGGAGACAACGUCGGGCCUCUGAUCCUCAAGAAGAAAAUUCUAUAAUCCCCUGAUAAUUUUAUUCCAGUGGGAGCUUUUGCUUCUUUUAAAAAAUUUUUUUUCAUGUUUACCUUUGUAGAAAAUGAUUGUCUUUCUCUACAGUGAGCCUGUUGUAUAGUGUUUGGGAGGGAUGUUUAGACUUUUUUUUUGCCAUUGUGUCACUUGUAUACGAAAUAUUAAUAAUUUGUGCCUUAGAUUUCAUCUUGUUCUGCUUUAAGAUAUUUCUGUUCUUGUUAACUUGCUGUGUUCAAUAGAACUGGACCACAACUUUCAGUGGAAUCACAUUGCCAUAAACUAAGAAAAACUGUGCUGAUCAUCAGGAAAUCGUUAGUGUUUUUGUUAAACAGUGGACCGAGAUCGCAUUAGGGGGGAAAAACUAAUAAAUUAAAAUACAAAAAUAAACUUUA